Molecule: messenger RNA, 2449 nt
Organism: Cornus florida
Lineage: Eukaryota; Viridiplantae; Streptophyta; Magnoliopsida; Cornales; Cornaceae
Product: beta-1,4-xylosyltransferase IRX14-like
Exons: 3
Coding region: 413-1945 (510 amino acids)
Biological process (GO): glucuronoxylan biosynthetic process; plant-type secondary cell wall biogenesis
Cellular component (GO): Golgi membrane
Molecular function (GO): galactosylgalactosylxylosylprotein 3-beta-glucuronosyltransferase activity; xylosyltransferase activity
Source: RefSeq, a predicted model, not a curated record
UUUAGUCGCUGUGACCAAAAAUUUAUUUAUUUAAAUUACAAAAUUAACCCCCCUGAGACUCUGGAUUUUCUGGUGUGCCUCAGGAAACCAAGCUUCAUGUCCGAAAUCGAACACAAAUAUUUAUCUGUGAUCUGAUUACAGGGGGCAAUGUUUCUCUCUCCUCUCUUUCUCUCUCUACAUCCAAGUGAAGACGAAAAAAAUAAGCAAAGCCAUUCGUAAACCCAAAGAAAUCUAUUUGAUUAAACAACACAUAAACCCACCACCAUCUCUCUCUCUAACAGACACCAAAUCAAACACCCUAACUUCAAAGGGACUCACCAAUUGCUUUCUCAGUGCUCACUACAGCUGUCUCUCUCUAGACACAUUACACGCACUCUCUCUGUAACGGAGGAGAGAGAGAGAAAAAAGAAAAAUGAAGCUCUCGGCAUUGCAGAGCUACGCCAACCGCCGGAGCAACAGCUUCAGAGGAGGAUCUGCGCCUUUGGAUUCGUCAGCUGACGGCGCCGUCAAAUCUCCGGCAACUGUCUUCUGGCUAAUCCUCCACGGCCUCUGCUGCCUCAUCAGCCUUGUCCUCGGCUUCAGAUUCUCUCGCCUCCUCUUAUUCCUACUCUUCUCUACCUCCACCACUAAUAAUUUCUAUUUACCGACGCCAUUCCGCACCACCGCAGAGCUCGCCGAAACCCUAACUGUUCACACGGAAGACUCUUCCUCAACUUCGCUACCAGAUCCUGAAUCGACGGUGAACAGAACCGUCGUUUCGGGAAGCAGAGUUGUGGUCGGCCGGCACGGGAUCUUGAUCCGGCCGUGGCCGCAUCCGAAUCCGGAGGAGGUAAUGAAGGCUCAUCGGAUAAUUGAGAGAGUUCAGAGAGAACAGAGGUUUCAGUACGGUGUCAAGAAUCCUAGAACUGUGAUUGCUGUCACUCCCACAUAUGUGCGAACUUUCCAGACUCUACAUCUAACUGGAGUAAUGCAUUCGUUGAUGAAUGUUCCGUACAAUCUCAUCUGGAUCGUUGUUGAAGCCGGUGGAGCCACCAACGAGACUGCUUCUUUGCUUGCCAAGUCAGGGCUUCGGACCAUCCACAUUGGGUUAGGCCAGAAGAUGCCAAUUUUAUGGGAGGGCCGGCACCAGAUGGAGGUUCAGAUGCGACUUCGUGCUCUGAGAGUUGUGAGAGAACGAAAACUGGAUGGAAUUGUGAUGUUUGCGGAUGAUAGUAAUAUGCACGGUGUGGAGCUCUUUGACGAGAUCCAAAAUGUAAAAUGGAUUGGCGCUGUUUCGGUUGGUAUUCUUGCUCAUUCAGCUAAUUUUGAUGAAGAUUUAUCAGUAAUUCAAAAGAAGGAUGAGGAGAACCUGCUUAAUCCGAUUCAAGGUCCGGCGUGUAAUUCAUCAGACAAGUUGGUUGGUUGGCAUACCUUUAAUUCACUGCCAUAUGUGGAGAAGAGUGCCAAGUAUAUUGGCGACAGGGCGAUUGUGCUGCCAAGGAAGCUUGAAUGGGCUGGCUUCGUGUUGAAUUCCAGGUUGCUCUGGAAGGAAGCUGAUAAGCCCGAAUGGGUUAAGGAUCUAACUGCGGGGAUAGCUGGAGAUGGAGAGGAUAUAGAGAGUCCAUUAUUUCUGCUCAAGGACACUUCAGUGGUAGAGCCUCUUGGGAGUUGUGGGCGCAAAGUUUUGCUAUGGUGGUUCCGUGUUGAAGCUCGUGCAGACAGCAAAUUCCCUGCCGGGUGGAGAAUUGAUCCUCCUUUGGAGGUUACUGUUCCGGCAAAACACACACCAUGGCCGGACACGCCCCCUGAACUCCCUUCCACGGAAAAGCUGAUUGCCGUCCAAGAGAACAUUGAGAAGCCUGCUACAAAGAGGUCACCAAGAUCUAAACGUUCUCGAAGUAAGAGAAAACGUGAAGCAAGCACUGUAGAUACACGAGUUUCCACAAGGCAAUCGGGAGAAAAUUAAAACCUUGUUUGCCAAGGACAUUUGAAAAUUAUACCGCUGCUUAAAUUUGGAGACUGCCAUCCUUCAGCAUCAACAAAUUCGAAGAGAGCAUAUAUUUAGAACGGAAGUACAUAUAGGAAAGCAUCUGUGGGGCGGGCCAGUUGAUGUGUGCAAUUUAAAAUUUUCUUUCCACAUAGUUUUGCUUUAAUUUUUGUUUGGGUGAUCUAUAUACUGGUCCAAUGAAAGAGGGGUGUCAACCAAAUCCCGCUGCAGUGCUGCUUCCCGGGAAAUUUGUAUCCAAUAUGCUCCUAGUUUUAUACACAAUCUCGAAAAUAGAAAGCAUAGAGUUGUGUUCACUUGUUGAGUUUAGCAAAAACAACACAUCUUUGUAAUAAAGAGUUCCUCAUUGCGAAAACAUGUCAUUGUGAUUGUAUUUUCGGUGGAAUGACUUGGCAAAGCUAAGAUAACACACUGUAGAAUUUCUAAUGAUUGUUUCGUUGGGCAAUUAAUAAAUUUGUUGUGUAA